AUGGUGAAGGCAAACAUAGACGUGCUGGUGCAGCGACGUCUGAGGGCCAUGGCUCACACGCGAGCCCAAAAGGCUGAACUAAAAGCCAUCUGGAAAACAAGAGCGAGGAACAUCAAGAAGUCUCGGAAGAAAGUCAGCUCUGCCAACCAAAAGCUGCGGGACGCAGGCUACGAAGGCGAGCUUUCGGAAGUAUCCUCGGUUUCUUCGUUAACCUCGUCAUCCUCGUCUGGUUCUAUGUCUGAGUCCGAACACAGCCUGGACAAAGACACGCCUUCUCCUAAGGAUAAGGCAAAAUCAAAAGCACCAGCGCCCGUCCCUAAGGGAAAAGGGCUUGCAGCACCGUCGUCCAUCCCUAAGGGAAAAGGGCCCGUAUCACCACCGCCACCUCCUAAAAGGAAAGGCUUGGUUUCACCUGCAGCCAAGAAUGCCGGACCUGCAGCGCCCAAGGCGCCCAGCCAGAACCGCAAGGCUAACGAGGCUGGAGAGUUCUACCCUGGCUUCCCAAGGGAAGACCCACGAUUUUGUUUUGCUUGCGACCAGUUGCUACGUGGCAUGGAGCGUGCAGGCAGCAAGCACAACACAGACUGCGAAUGGAGAAUUCGCAAAGUGCCAGCUAAGAAAGCGGCCGCUUGA
This is a messenger RNA of Symbiodinium natans, 633 nucleotides long. Lineage: Eukaryota; Dinophyceae; Suessiales; Symbiodiniaceae. The record is from the annotation of a GenBank genome assembly.